AUGGGCUUCAUGAAAUCAAAUCUGGCGUGCCUAGGGGCACUUGCCGCAAUGAUAAUCGCUGCCCCUACGGACGACACUUCAACCCCAGCUAUCUUUGCUCGCGCUGAGGCUACGGUCUUUAUGUGUGACGACACCCGUUUCCGAGGCCGCUGCCGAACCGACGUCAUUCAGACAGGAUCCUGCUACAAUGUUCCGGAGAGUUUCGUUGACCGCAUCAGCUCUAUUCGUAAUAAUGAUAGGAAUAGAGAUACGUGCACUUGGUAUCGGGAGCGGCAAUGUCGAGGCGAGUCGUAUCGUAACCAGGAUGAUGAUAAUUUAGCUGAUGGUAAUGGCCGGUUUAAUGAUGCAAUCAGGAGUUAUGAGUGUAAAAGAAAGUAA
Molecule: messenger RNA, 378 nt
Organism: Colletotrichum acutatum
Lineage: Eukaryota; Fungi; Ascomycota; Sordariomycetes; Glomerellales; Glomerellaceae
Exons: 3
Coding region: 1-378 (125 amino acids)
Source: RefSeq, a predicted model, not a curated record